AUGCAUUACGACACCGUUACCACGAUACUCCUUACCAUCACUCCAGCAUUCUCCCUAGGCAUACCUGCUCUUAUCACCCGCGAGAUUCCGGUCGACACAGUCGGCAAUGCGCAGCUCUUUUGGGCCGGAGAUACAUCCCUGGUAUCUCAGUUCUUGUCCAUGGCGCCUUCGCUCAGUGGUCAAGAUUUGGCUAACGCAGCGGCAUCAGCUCUAACUUCCGAGGGUGAUGAGCUCACCCAAAAAGGCGUCCUUGACGCAGUAUUUCGAACCUUGGGGAGCGGGGAAGCAGGUGGUGCACUGACAGAUAUUACUGCCGCAAACACAACCCUGGUUGAACAAGGAACAUUCCAAUUUGUUGUUAAUGGGUUGAACGAUCUCGUGAUCAAUGGGGCGGAUUUUUCUCCUGACCAAGUGCUUUCCUCCGUUACCAUGAUCAACACUGUGCGAUGCAACAGCGUCCUGCCUGCCAUUGAUAUAUACUUAGGGUCGGCAGCCGUAUUAUCUGGGAGGCCGUUCCCUAACGUUGCCGUCAGACCGGAUAACUGCCCCUGA
This is a messenger RNA of Cladophialophora psammophila CBS 110553, 552 nucleotides long. RefSeq lists its product as uncharacterized. The transcript has a single exon. Lineage: Eukaryota; Fungi; Ascomycota; Eurotiomycetes; Chaetothyriales; Herpotrichiellaceae. The record is from RefSeq and is a predicted model, not a curated record. The coding region runs from base 1 to 552 and encodes 183 amino acids.